Messenger RNA from Moesziomyces antarcticus, 906 nucleotides. RefSeq names its product mitochondrion protein. The transcript has 2 exons. The record is from RefSeq and is a predicted model, not a curated record. Gene Ontology annotation, cellular component: mitochondrion. Bases 1 to 906 code for a protein of 301 amino acids. NCBI's taxonomy places the organism in Eukaryota, Fungi, Basidiomycota, Ustilaginomycetes, Ustilaginales, Ustilaginaceae.
AUGAACGUCGCAUCGACGUCAAGGAGUGUGCUUGGUUUCGUGCACACUGGCACGCGAAGCUUGGCAUCGUCAGCAACCAGCAGCACAAGGAUUCGCGCGCGCGUGCCACCACCCGCUCUGUCGUCCGCCCUGCCGCUGCGCACGUUCAUUCGCGACAGCACCUCAGCGUGGUCCACCUCGUCGUCGUCUUGGACAUCGUCGCCACCUUCUUUCUCUGCUGCGUCGUACGUCAAUUCGCAGGCGCCGCCGCCUCCUUCGCCGCAUCCUCUGCCAGCGCGCGUCUUCUCAUCGCCGUCGUCUUCCUCGUCGUCGUCGACGCACCCUUCGUAUUCGAAGAGCUUUUCGACAACCUCGUCGCUGUACACGUCGCACCACUUUGACACGCAGGCGUUUGCGCAGCGGCUCGAGGCGUCGGGCGUGUCGCGCGAGCAGGCGGACGUGCUGACGGAGGCGCUGCGCGACGUGAUCGACGAGAGCAUCACCAACCUCGCCAAGGGCCUCGUGACGCGCGAGGAAGGCGACCAGAACAACUACACGCAAAAGGUCGACUUUACGCGCCUCAAGUCCGAGCUGCAGCUGCUGGAACGCAACGACUUUGCGCUCAUGAAGAGCGAAAACGAACGCCUCAUGGCCGACGUCGAGAAGCUCAAGCAAAGGCUCAGGGAGGAGAUCACGCGCACCACGGCGGGUGUGAGACUCGAUCUCAACCUCGAAAAGGGCCGCAUUCGCGACGAGUCGGCCGUGCAUGCGCUCAAGAUCAAGGAGGUCGAUACGCGCAUCGAGUCCGAAAUCGCCGGUCUGAGGACAAGCAUCCAGAGCGCCAAGUUCAACGUACUCCAGUAUCUGGUCGGUGUGGCUACGGGUGCAGGUGCACUGCUGCUCGCGUAUCUCCGAAUGUUCCGCUAG